CUUGCAGCAAUGACAGUAGUCAGUCACGUGAUUUACACGUGGUGACGUUGCGCCCUACAGAGGAUGGAGGGAGAUGGGGAACUUAAAUGGGAUAUUGAACCUUACAAUGGCAGAAAUUGUUUUUUCACAAGAGAAUCGUUUGAGAAAUAUUCACUGGGACCAACAUUCACUGACAUUUGGCACCUGAUCACCAACGCACAGAAGGCUCCUGAAGAAACGCUACCAGCACAAAAGAACAAGGAAAAAUCUCCACCUACGGAACCCGCAACUGAGAAACCGGAAGUACAGCAUACUGUAGUAGACGGCCCGUCCCUCCCAGAACCACGUGUUCCCUACCCUCAUUAUUCUUGUAUCAGUGAGCAUGAGCAGAAGAUGUAUGUGCAGCUAAUGAUUAAGUUUUACAACACGAAGAAUAGCAACGUAACCAUAACUUAUUUAAGAGAGUACAAUCAUUAUCAGUUCUUGAAAACAAAAUUGGCUAAUGAAUAUGCAGAGUUUCAGAAAUACCUACAAAACAGUGCCCGUAACUGUGUGGAGGAUUACAACUGGUUGUCAACUGACGCACAGCUUUUUACUCAGGACUUAUUAAAGGCGUGCCAGAUGUAUGUGAAGAAUUAUCCUGAGCUUUAUGCUGUGCACAAGAUCACCAGCCUGCUUGGUGGCAAGUUUAAAACUGAUCUGGCCCUCAAGCUGGAGAAAUGUCUUCUAAAAAUGGGAUCAGCCUCCUAUGUGAAAGUUAUAUUUCCAUCGUCUGGGGUAGAUCUUCCAACGGAAUCAUCCACAAUGUCUUCAGCAAAAACGGCUGAUUUUAACCAUGAGAGUGUUAUGUCUGAUCUAAAUGCAUCCAGACUUGCUGCAAAGUAUUGUCCUCAGAUUGUGAUGACCGGCCUGGCCUUGUACACACUGUUAAACAACCAUGGAGUUGGUUAUAAGGAACAAUGGGAAAUCCCCUUGCGUGUAGAGACCAUAGCUACUGAAGAUAAGAAUACAAAAGUAAUUUAUUUGGACUCUCCUCUUCCCAAGAAAGAGUUAAGUGUAAGGGAGCAGAGCCAGAUGUUUCAUGAAGUGUGCUUGAACAUAUUCAUGGUAAAGAAAAGUGUUGUUUUUCUAAAGACCAUGCAACUGGAUAAAUCAGAGGAGCAGCCACAGACUACUAUUGAAGACAGCAGAUCAAAAAGAGAAGAUGUUUGCAAUAUGGAGGUGGAUUUUGAGACUGAUGUCACAGAACUUGAAACUUUUGGGUCAGUAGAGAAAAUGAAUAAGAAGGCAAAACCCUCUGACACUCAGACCAGCUCCCCUGACUGCCAGACUUGUCCUCCUGCCUCUGAGACCAAACCUCUAGAAUCUUCAUUCAAAAAGGAGGUUAUAGUAAAGUCCUUGGUGAGCAAACUGAAAAUGGAGAAAGAGGUUAUUAAAAAAACAAUCCCAGAAAAACAAAAUGAUCAAGAGAUGGAGUGUCCAGCGCCCAAAACUGGAAAGUUGCUGUGGUCUGACACUGAUGAGGGUUCAUCUUUUGAUGGAUUUGACUCAGAUGAGAUCAGCAACCCCAAGAAAAACAAAAAAGGCUCAGGCACAGACUCUGACAAAGAGAGCAAAACGACCAAACAAUGCACCAAGCAGCAUGGCACAAAACACCAGAGUGACUCAGAGGAGGACAGACUUGUCAUUGAUAUUGAAUCUGACAAAAAUAGCAAAAAAGCUAUCACUGCCUCUCCCAAACACAACUCUGUUUUUUCACCACCUCUCGUUUGCACUCCUGACUCCCAGCAUCUGCAGAGGAAGCAAUCAAAGACAUUUUCAAAGGAGUUUGACCCAGUAGGGCAAAUUCUGAAGAUGCAAACACAGCUCUUGAAACCUGAAGCAAAAAAGAUGCAUAAUCAGAACGUAUUAAACGCAGAAAAAAAUGAACAGCUGUCACAAAAUCCAUUGCCAAACUCAUCCCAACCCUCGUCUUCUAUCAUUCCAAUGGUUCAGACCAUUCCUGAAAAGAUGGAGAAAAAAUUCUUAACCAUUGAAGAACAGGCCAGAGCAGAAGAUGAAACAGAGUACACAGCUCCGCUGGGAGAUAACUGCACAUACAAGCUCUUCAGUCUGGAUGAUUUGCUCUUGUUGAUCAAAAGUCCUAUUCAAAAAGCAAAAGUGCGGACAAAUAAAAAAGGCCCCAGAAAGCAUACACCCAUACAUGUCCUGGCAAAAAUGAAUUACCAGUCGUGUUAUGGUGCAGAAGCACUGACGGAGAGUGAAAGCUGCCGUCUGUGGACUGAGAGCCUCUUAAACUCCAACAGCGCAUUUUAUAUUGGUCACAUUGAUGCCUUUACAUCCAAGCUCUUUAUGCUGGAGGAAAUCACAUCUGAAUCACUGAAGGAAAGAAUCAGUAACCUCAAGUCAAUGAACUCCUUAAACAUUCUCUAUCACAUUCUGAAAUGGGUAACUGAGUUACAAGAUGGAUCUUAUCUUUUGAGUCACGUCUCUGAUGAUUCUUCAGUUCGCCUGUAUAAGAGCCUGUCUCGGAAGGACACGCGAGUGUCUUACAACUUGCAUGAAGCUCACAACAGCCUACCAAAAACACCAUCCUCUCUCUCUGUCCCCUGGGUACCACUUGAUCCUAAUAUUCUCCUGCCAUACCACAUCCAUCACGGCCGACCCCCAUGCACAUUUCCACCUCCAAUCCAUGAAAAUAAAGCAAAAGCCCAGGUCAAUAGAAAGAGACAGACUGAUAGUCCUAAACAAGCACCAGAAGAGGUCAAGCCUGCCGCAGAAAACAGCACCCAACAAACAGCAAAGAAGAAGAAAGGCAACAAAAAGAUGAGGCCACAUCGGGUCUUGAAAUGGAAGACCAAAAUAAUGUCCUGGAAAGCACUUGCCUCAGCACAGAAAAAAAGUAACAAGGGCCUUAAUGAACAACCAAAAAAGUAAUUAGUAGCAGCGCCCAGCUGCAGAUUGCUGCAUACCUGAUAUACUUUAUAAAUAUUGUAAAUGCUUUCAAUUGUAAUAAAGGGGUCUUGCUUUAGUAUGCAUGAAA
Messenger RNA from Bombina bombina (fire-bellied toad), 3022 nucleotides. RefSeq names its product interactor of little elongation complex ELL subunit 2 (gene ICE2). Gene Ontology annotation, biological process: snRNA transcription by RNA polymerase III; snRNA transcription by RNA polymerase II; positive regulation of transcription by RNA polymerase III. The transcript has 15 exons. Gene Ontology annotation, cellular component: transcription elongation factor complex. NCBI's taxonomy places the organism in Eukaryota, Metazoa, Chordata, Amphibia, Anura, Bombinatoridae. The record is from RefSeq and is a predicted model, not a curated record. The coding region runs from base 64 to 2916 and encodes 950 amino acids.